Scylla paramamosain (green mud crab) is the source of this 1214-nucleotide messenger RNA. RefSeq names its product zinc finger protein 33B-like. NCBI's taxonomy places the organism in Eukaryota, Metazoa, Arthropoda, Malacostraca, Decapoda, Portunidae. Gene Ontology annotation, molecular function: RNA polymerase II cis-regulatory region sequence-specific DNA binding; DNA-binding transcription factor activity, RNA polymerase II-specific. The transcript has a single exon. The record is from RefSeq and is a predicted model, not a curated record. Gene Ontology annotation, biological process: regulation of transcription by RNA polymerase II. The coding region runs from base 1 to 1062 and encodes 353 amino acids.
AUGGCUCUUUCUGAGACGUGGGUACAGUUUGUAAUGGCCGCCACACUUCCCUGCUCCACAGACCAGGCCAGCAUCCAGGUCGCCGCCCUGCCUGGCACUGACGGCUGUCUGGCCUCCCCGAGGGUCCCUGCAGGACUGGACGCGGCGUGUGCUGGCAGGAGUGGUGUUGCGGUGGAGGUCGUGAGGCCAGGCAGCAGCAUGAGCGGCUGGCGGCGGCGGCAACAGCAGCAGCCAGCCUCAGGUGUGGGGAGGCACAGGUGUGGUGGCAAGAAUCACCUGGAGGCAGGCAGCUCUGUCCACAGAGGAGAGAGCAAGUUUGAGUGCCAGCAGUGUGACAAAACUUUUGUAUCCAGACAAGGCCUUAAGUACCACACCCUGACACACAGUGGUGUUAGAAAUUAUGAGUGUGGUGAGUGUGGGAAGAAAUUUACCCACAGGGGUAACCUCACCAGACACACCCUGACACACAGUGGUGUUAGAAAUUAUGAGUGUGAUGAGUGUGGGAAGAAAUUUACCCACAAGUCUUACUUCACCAAACACACCCUGACACACAGUGGUGUUAGAAAUUAUGAGUGUGAUGAGUGUGGGAAGAAAUUUAUCCGCAAGUCUUACCUCACCACACACACCCUGACACACAGUGGUGUUAGAAAUUAUGAGUGUGAUGAGUGUGGGAAGAAAUUUACCCAAAAGUCUUCCCUCAACACACACACCCUGACACACAGUGGUGUUAGAAAUUAUGAGUGUGAUGAGUGUGGGAAGAAAUUUACCCACAAGUCUUACUUCACCAAACACACCCUGACACACAGUGGUGUUAGAAAUUAUGAGUGUGAUGAGUGUGGGAAGAAAUUUACCCACAAGGGUAACCUCACCAGACACACCCUGACACACAGUGGUGUUAGAAAUUAUGAGUGUGAUGAGUGUGGCAAAAGAUUUACCACCAUUUCUCAUCUCAAUCAACACGCCUUCAGACACACUGGGGUGAGGGAGUUCGAGUGUGAUGUUUGUGGCAAGUGUUUCAAGACAAAGGGUGAUAUUGCCAAGCACGUGAAGAUCCACUUCUGAGGUGGUGGUGUGUGGACACAUGGGGCCACACCUGUACCUGUGGUGGUGGUGGUGGUGGCCGUGCCUGUGUGUGCUGUGAGGGAGUCAUGACCACAGCAGUUUUGUGUGGUGGUGGUGGUGGUGGUGUGGGGGGAGUCAUUGCCCCAGCAGUU